AAAGGCUGGUGGAUCCGUUCCGUCUCUUUAUCGACCGUUGCUAUUCUCGGGACGCGCCCCCCUUCCCACGUUUUACGGAGUAUGCCUCGGAGCCACUUUAGGUGACUCAAACAAAGACUCGUAUCUCGCGUUGCCUGGGUCUGCCCUCUCUUUAUUAACCGCUUGUUCUCUUUGGGUCUUUUGUUGUGAGGAGAAACUCCCAAGGUCCUGCCUCUCCCCCCUUGGCUACUACACGCCUUAUCUAUUCACUGCUGCGGAGUACUAUCUAUCUUAUCACUAGUGGCAAGAGCUCCCCUCACAACCCCAGGCCCCGGCCUAUAUAUAUAUACGGGCAGAGGCAAUAAUUGAUCUUGCUUCCUCACUCUACUUCUUCUUCUCUCACCUUCCCCUAAUAAUCGACAUGGCCAUGUCUCAGGAGACUUAUGUGGCACACGACCUGCGCCGUGACGCCAAGGAGGCCAAACGAAACCACGAUCAUAAGGCCAAAUGGGCGCUUGGAGGUCGCCCAGCAGAGGCUCGUGGCAAUGUUUUCCAUGGGCAAGAGAAGCCCAUCACACGUCCGACUAAACCGGUGUCCUCGCAUUGGUGCCGUCAACACAACGAGAAGUUUUUCAACCACCUUGCCAACACCGCUCGGAUUGCCCUGAGUCGGGAGGUUGAAGAGGCUCUAUCCUCUGAUUCCUCCUCCGACGAGACAGUGACUGAGCCCAACUCGAUCAGGCCGGUUUUCCAAGACCCUCAGGAAGAAGACCUGAUUCACCCCUAUGAGACCUCCGGACAGACCAUUCUCUCUGCAGCAGUCAACAAGGCCGUCGAGCGAUUCGAGACAAAGGAAACCGAGCGCCUAGUCAAGGAGUACGAGUUUGUAUCGUGCGAGAGCGAGGCCCAAAUCGGCGGAGGCUAUCUGGCUGAUGACGACUUUGAGUUCGUCGACCUUAUCCAUCUCUGAUCUCUGCUCAUCUUCCUCGUCCGUCGAAAUACCCCUGUACCAACUUUGCCUUUGCAUCAUGAUCUCUUUUGUACCUUAGACUAAUAACGGCACCAUCGGAGUUCGGGGGUUUCCUUACUAUGACUCUGAGAAUUUCAGCUCCGCCUGGUUGCAGAGUUGACUUGUGAUUUUUCAAAGGGUUUCCUUGGAGUUAUGCUCUUCAUUCAUCGCGUUCCAUAUGUCAACUUUGGCCUGGUUUGGCGGUCUCCAGCUCUUUUUCGCACCUAGCACUGUCCUGUGGUCCGGCACUAGGCUUGGAGUCACUCGUCCUAAUAUCAGUCAUCAUUAUUAUCGAGUCCCUGUGUAUAGACAGCCA
This is a messenger RNA of Penicilliopsis zonata CBS 506.65, 1304 nucleotides long. RefSeq lists its product as hypothetical. The transcript is spliced from 2 exons. NCBI's taxonomy places the organism in Eukaryota, Fungi, Ascomycota, Eurotiomycetes, Eurotiales, Aspergillaceae. The record is from RefSeq and is a predicted model, not a curated record. The coding region runs from base 401 to 949 and encodes 182 amino acids.